AUGGGGCCACUCAAUAUACGGGAUGAUUUCCUUCGGGGACCCCCAAAAGACGCGACUGUUCACAAUAUCGACUUCACAAAGACAUCCCCGCCAAUCACCGCAUUCAAGGACAACUUCGCCGCCAUAGUCGACAAUUUCAUGACCGAGGCAGAAUGCAAAGAACUCCUCCAAAUCGCAGAAAAAUCCAUCACUCCCACAACAACUAGCACAGACGCAGACGGACCCCACUCACCAACUCCAGCUUGGGAACGCGCAAUGAUCAACGCAGGCGGCGGCCGACAAAUCAUGUCAGUCGACAGCCGCAAAAGCGGACGAAUCAUCCUCGACUCAGUCGAUAUCUCGCAGCGGAUGAUGGACCGCCUGCUUCCAUUUCUGCGCGAUUUCGGCAUCGCGCGAGUGCAGAAUCAGCCAUUGGUUACUGGACUUGGUCCCGCGCGCCGAGGCGACGUGUAUCUAAAACCACGACUUAAUGAACGCUUGCGCUUCCUACGCUAUGAGGGGGGUGAUUAUUUUCGACCUCAUUGGGAUGGAUGCUACGUGACUCCCGACGAGUCGGAGAGGUCCUUGUUUACGAUCCAGCUUUAUUUGAGUGGAGAAGGCGAGCAGGAUAUGGAAGAGUUGCGGCCGUAUUUGGAGCUUGCUGAGAAGGAGAAUGCUCUUAUUAUAGGGGUUGACCCGGACGAAGAGGAAUUGAGGAAAGUAGCAGCUCAAAAGGAGGAGCUUUCUAGUGAGACAGUGGGAGGGGGAUCGGAGACUCUGUUAGGUGGUGCUACUUCGUUUAUGCAUGGGUUUAUGGUUAAGGAUUCUGUCCGCGUGUUUCCUAAGACAGGCCGUAUACUCAUCUUCCAGCAGAGGAAUCUGAUGCAUGGUGGGGAUGAUGUCUUCCGUGGGGUUAAGUACACGGUUCGGUCGGAUGUGAUGUAUUCAAUGUUAGAGAAAUAG
Penicillium manginii is the source of this 942-nucleotide messenger RNA. RefSeq lists its product as uncharacterized. Gene Ontology annotation, biological process: peptidyl-proline hydroxylation to 4-hydroxy-L-proline. The transcript has a single exon. Gene Ontology annotation, cellular component: endoplasmic reticulum. The record is from RefSeq and is a predicted model, not a curated record. NCBI's taxonomy places the organism in Eukaryota, Fungi, Ascomycota, Eurotiomycetes, Eurotiales, Aspergillaceae. The coding region runs from base 1 to 942 and encodes 313 amino acids. Gene Ontology annotation, molecular function: iron ion binding; L-ascorbic acid binding; procollagen-proline 4-dioxygenase activity.